AUCGGCCGCCAUGUUGUAUCGUCUCUGAGCUCGAAUCCGACCCGUUCGGCCGCCAUGUUGUACAACCACCUGUUGCUCUCCGUCUACAUCCUCACCUUCCUGAUGGGGGUUCCCGCCAACAUCCUGUCCUUCAUCACCCUCUGCCGGAAGAUGUGUCGCAAGGCGGCGCCCAUCGACGUCCUCCUCCUCAACCUCACCAUCUCCGACCUGAUCUUUCUGGCCUUCCUGCCCUUCAAAAUGAAGGAGGCCUACGACGGCUUGAAGUGGCUGCUGCCCUACUCGCUGUGCCCGCUCACCGGCUUCAUCUUCUACGUCACCAUCUACAACAGCACGCUGCUGCUCACCGCCGUCAGCGUGGAGCGCUACCUGGGCGUGGCCUUCCCGCUCAGGUACGCCGUGUGCCGCCGGCCGCGCUACGCCGUCUGGGCCUGCUUCACCUUCUGGCUGGUGACGUCAUGCAACCUCAGCAUCGUCUACGUCAUGCCGUACUCCCAGUGGAACUACGGCGGCAACGCCAGCCCUCCCACCACCUGCUACCUGGACUUCUCAGAGGCCGACCUCAGCAUCCUGCUGCGCGUGCGCCUGGAGCUCUUCCUCGUGCUCUUCUGCGUCCCCUUCAUCAUCAGCUGCUUCUGCUACGUCAACUUCAUCCUCAUCCUCUCCCGCCUGCCCAACAUCAGCCGGCGGCGGCGGCUGCGGUGCAUCGGCCUGGCCUUCGGGACGCUGGUGGUGUUCACCAUCUGCUUCGGGCCGUACAACGCCUCCCACGUGGUGGGAUUCGUCCACGGCGACAGCCAGGAGUGGCGGAACCUGGCGCUGAUAUCCAGCACCCUCAACGCCUGUCUGGACCCGUUUAUCUUCUACCUGUCGUCAGCGGCGGUCCGCGGCGCUAUAAACCGCUGCUUCCGGAGGGUCACGGCCAAGAUGCACAUCCUGGGGUGUGGAGGGCCUCCGCAACGCAAACCGCAGAGUGGGGAACGGUUCCGGGAAGAAGUUCCGCCCUGAAGAACCCGACAUCAGGCGGAAGAUGUUCUGCCAGCUGUUAUUAGACCGUGAGAUGAUUCUGUUCUGUGGAACUGAUCGGAAAACUCUGGUGGUUUAACGUUUUAAUUUAGCAUUUCGAUUAAUUAAUUACAUCGAUUUAUGUAACACAAUUAAUCGCUCUUUUAUAAUUACAAAAGUUCCGGGCUGGAACCUUUGUAUUCACGCGUUUCUGGGGCGCCCAUAAAUGUGACGUACAGCCGCUAAAAAUAGCAACGGAAGCUGUUUCUCUCAGCCGACUGGGGUUUAACUUCCGUUUCUAAGACGAUUUGAUUGGACGCUGGGAAAGAAAAUUGUUGUGUUCAAGUUAUGCUAAAAGUAGUUAGCCUGUCAGCAAAGCCUAAAAUAGCAUCUGAAUGCUAAACAUGUUGCUAAUGCCAAUGUCAGAGGCCAUUGAAGGUCCAUGAAUGAUCAGGACUUCCUGAAACUCUGGGAAGUUGAGUGGAUAGAGCAGAUUAAAAACUAUAAAUAUC
This is a messenger RNA of Xiphophorus couchianus (Monterrey platyfish), 1514 nucleotides long. Its product is annotated as free fatty acid receptor 3-like. The coding region runs from base 55 to 1005 and encodes 316 amino acids. Gene Ontology annotation, molecular function: G protein-coupled receptor activity. Gene Ontology annotation, cellular component: plasma membrane. The transcript has a single exon. NCBI's taxonomy places the organism in Eukaryota, Metazoa, Chordata, Actinopteri, Cyprinodontiformes, Poeciliidae. Gene Ontology annotation, biological process: G protein-coupled receptor signaling pathway; cellular response to fatty acid. The record is from RefSeq and is a predicted model, not a curated record.